Dentiscutata erythropus is the source of this 501-nucleotide messenger RNA. Lineage: Eukaryota; Fungi; Glomeromycota; Glomeromycetes; Diversisporales; Gigasporaceae. The record is from the annotation of a GenBank genome assembly.
AUGGAACUUUUAAAUAUAGGCAAACAUUGCGCCAACCCUAACUGCAAACAAUUAGACUAUCUCCCCGUUAAGUGUCAAUAUUGUAAAAAAGAUUUUUGUGCUGAACAUUCAAAACCUAUUGAACAUAACUGCAAUGAGGCACCUAGCGGAGACGGUGAGCGAGUUCCCAUUUGUCCCUUGUGUGAUACACCUGUCCCAGUUAAAAGAGGCGAAGAUCCUAAUGUUAGAAUGGACCAACAUAUAGCAAACGGUUGUCGUCCACCAGCCAAAACUACUUCAACAAAGCCAUUCAAUGCAUGUUCUUUUGGCAAAUGCAAAGAAAGAGUUGCUGUUCGUCUGCUGUGUUCGGAAUGUGGCAAGAAUUAUUGUAUAAAACAUCGUUUAGGACCUGAUCAUAUGUGUGAUAAAGUGAAAAUAGAUAAUAAAGUAAACAACUUUUCAUCCAUUAUAACAUCAAGGAAUUCUCCUAUCAAGACCUGGGUUGGAAAGAUGUUCAAAUAG